Messenger RNA from Brassica napus (rape), 517 nucleotides. RefSeq lists its product as uncharacterized. The coding region runs from base 179 to 502 and encodes 107 amino acids. NCBI's taxonomy places the organism in Eukaryota, Viridiplantae, Streptophyta, Magnoliopsida, Brassicales, Brassicaceae. The record is from RefSeq and is a predicted model, not a curated record. The transcript has 2 exons.
GUUGCCUUGCAUCUAUCUAUUUGAACGGUUUUAGUUUUAUAUAUUGUUCAAAUAACACACUCUACUUUUAGAUAUUCGACUGACCCAAUAAUGUCUCUCUGUUAUAUAGGGUACUGUGGCUCAGGGGUUCAUCGGUCUGAACCGUCGCAACCAAUACGAGAAAGAGCUCAAGCGUGGGAUGAUCUACACACUGACCAACUACUAUGCAUCGAACACCAAGGUGAUGUACCAUGUUGCUGACCAGAGGCUGGUAAUUUGCAUCUCACACGCCUCUGAGCUGAGGAAGGUGGAAGAAGACAUUGAAGCCAUUUUGACAGAGCGCUUCAGAAUCCAUUCCUUUGCAGAUUUUGAAGCCAACUGUGAUCUCAGAGGAGAUCUUCACGAUGUUGUCGGCCACCUUAAGCUGGUUGAUGGGCAUCCUCUCCAUCAGCGUCCGGUUUUGUGCACCAAGGAUGACUCAGCUUCUCGGAAAGUGAUGGUUCAUUUGCAACUUAAAGAGUAAGCUACUAUAAUUCAG